Molecule: messenger RNA, 1644 nt
Organism: Exserohilum turcica Et28A
Lineage: Eukaryota; Fungi; Ascomycota; Dothideomycetes; Pleosporales; Pleosporaceae
Exons: 5
Coding region: 1-1644 (547 amino acids)
Biological process (GO): zinc ion transmembrane transport
Cellular component (GO): plasma membrane
Molecular function (GO): zinc ion transmembrane transporter activity
Source: RefSeq, a predicted model, not a curated record
AUGAACUGCCCUUCUAGAACUGACGACGAUAUCCUCUGGCAUCCCGGAUGGAAUCAGAACCCACCACGCUUUGCGCCCGAUCUCACAACCUGCGCCGAUCUCAACGGCAUUGCAAAUGCGAGGGAAUUGGGCGAGGCAGAUCGACUGUGCAACCCACAGAACCUCCGGCCCUGCAAUCCAUAUCAUGUCAAUGGCCAAGAGAUAGAAAAAGACAAGCCCAUAACCAUGGGCGAGGGUGCCAAAGGGUCCCCUAAAGGACCUUGCACCCGAACAACCUCGCAUGUGACCGAGUACCCAGCUGGCCUCACCGACACCAUCAUGGCCUGGGCCAAAUGGCUAGCCUCUGUGCUCUGCACCGCAGUCUUAAUUUCCCACGUUAGUGGCAAUGUAGCUGCCCCCAAAUUCCUGCUUUCUCAGGAAGCCUCGAUGCCACGGCUGCCGAGACGCAGCACUUGUGAAGAUGGCAAAGCGCAUCCCGACUACGAUCUACCUCUCCAUGUCGGCGGUCUCUUCAUCAUCCUGUUUGUAUCAGGAACGGGAUGUGCCUUUCCCAUGCUUGUGCUCAAGUUUCCGCGCCUGCGCAUCCCUCCAUCCUUCCUCUUUGGCGCCAAGCACUUCGGCACCGGUGUACUAGUCGCAACAGCCUUUGUGCACCUGCUUCCUACGGCCUUUGAUUCGCUGGGCGAUCCAUGUCUGUCGAGUUUCUGGACUACCGACUAUCAGGCCAUGCCCGGCGCCAUCAUGCUGGCUAGCGUCUUUUUUGUUACCUUGAUUGAAAUGAUAUUUUCUCCAGCGCGCCAUGUCUGCGGCGGAAAUGAGGGCGUGGCUGCUGUAUCGCGCCAAACCCAAGAGCCCAAGGCUGAGACGAAGCAGCAACCUGACACACCGCCGCCCGCCCUGGAACGCACUGAUUCCAACUCGAGCUUGCGCGUGCGCGAUCUCGGUGCCUUGAAAGGCAGAGUCGGAAGCAUCAGCAGAACACUGUCCCGAUACCGCGAAGACGGCCAGAGACUCGACGCAAUUGAAUCCGUCGAAGGAUCAGAAUCUGAAGAGGCAGCUGUUGCACACCGCAAGUUGGAGAGCGACGACCAUGUCACUCCACCAGACCAUGAAAAGGGCGAGCACGGACACCUUCUCUCGCCCGAGCAGAUUCACAGGAAAGCAAUUAUGCAGGUUUUUCUUCUGGAAAUGGGCAUCUUGUUCCACAGCAUCUUCAUUGGCAUGUCGCUUGCUGUGUCGGUGGGCAACGACUUUACCGUCUUGCUCAUCGCCAUUGUGUUCCACCAAACCUUUGAAGGUCUUGCACUUGGCGUGCGCAUUGCAGACGUCAAAUGGAAGCCCAAAGCCCUUCAGCCAUGGCUCAUGGCUCUCGCCUAUGGCUGCACCACUCCGGGCGGCAUGGCCAUUGGCAUCGCAACCCACACGCUGUACUCUCCCGAUUCAGAAAUCGGCCUCUUGGUCGUGGGCAUCAUGAACGCCAUUUCGGCGGGGUUCCUCGUCUAUGCGUCUCUGGUCGAACUCAUGUCGGAGGAUUUCCUCAGCGACGAGAGCUGGAAGGUGUUGACGGGCAAGCGCAGGGUGUAUGCUUGUCUGUUAGUGUUUGUAGGCGCCUUUUUGAUGAGUUUGGUGGGCGCCUGGGCGUAG